UAAUUUUAACGUUAUGCAACUUGGUGUCCAUUUAUGACGUCAUCGCGGGCUUAUGCAAGUUCAACGUUCACGCUUUCAGGAGUCGCUGGUCCUAUUCUUUUCCUAUUUCUUGUUUUGCUGUGGAGAGAUCAAGAUUAGGCCUACUACGUACAGACAUUUCAUUGUUGGCUACUAAACGCUAAUUGAAAAUGAGUGGUUUUACAGCAUGCGCGUACAUCCUAAGCACUGUGCUUAUGACAGUCAUUGCGGGUGUAAGUGCUCUGCUGGCUGCCCUAGCAGGAUCAGGUGUCGGGGUUGAACUCGGAAUAUUCAACUACACCAUUACAGAGGUGUCGGCAUUGUACGAAAUCGAAGCUACCCCCGCAGGUUGGGCAUUCUCCAUUUGGUUAUUCAUCUUCGUGUUUGAGAUCCUCUGGAUCGCAUAUGCUUUAUCAACAUUAUGCCGCUCAACCAAACAAGGCCCUGUCUACGUAGUUGCGCCCGUUCUACCACCUGAGUAUACCUUACUGUACAGCGUGAACCAACUGCUUUUGAUCGGUUGGUUGUUUCUAUUUGAUCGGGAAUUCAUCGGAUAUUCGAGCAUCGAUUUGUUGUUUAUUUUUGUGACUGGCUUCAUCUGUCUUCUGAUCAAUUUCAGACGAGUGGAUAAGUACCAGUCAUACAUGCAAGAGAAUCUCCCGCAAGAUUUGUUGGCUAACCGUGUUCUGGUUCAGAACGGCGUCGCACUCUACACAACCUGGACUCUCGUUGCUACUCUUCUUAAUAGUGCCAUCACUCUGACGUAUAAAGCGAAUGUGGACGACACGUUAUCGUCUACUAUUAUGUAUAUCCUUAUCAUAAUAAUAACUACGCUAUACUUCGUGCUAGAUGUUACUGUCUGGAACAAAUACACUCGGUAUACUUUCACACCAUACAUCGUUGUAAUAGUUGCCAGCCUAGGGAGCCUUAAUUUUAAUUUCGACCCUAGCAGCUCAGCAUCAAUUACCAUGUUGAUAUCUAUUAUCUUAGGUAUCGUUUAUCUUGUUGGUAAAAUUUUCCGUACAGUUAUUACACGUUAGUCCUAUUACGUCUUAUAAAGCCGGGAACACACUGCGCGCCCGCCGACGGUCGUCGGCGCGCUGACGAGCAACGGAUCUUUUCUAGUGAGAUCCGUUCAGACAAUCAACAGCAGACGACGUCGCAUCGCCUAGCGCUCACAUGGAGCAGAACUGGAUUCGUCAGCCGAAGGUCGUAUAUGAUCGUCGUAUGGUGCAGUGAGUGUCCGGCUUAAUAUGACCAAAUGUUACGGUAUAGGCCUAUCAGUGUCAUUCUUUAAAAAAAUUUUGUACUCGAUUUUACAAGUAUUUGUCCACAUUUGCGUAUCAUAUUUCAGCGUAUGUUUAAUGUAGCCUAGGCCUAUUGAUAAAUUUUAAUUUUGUAAUAAUAUUAAUGUCAUCAUGUUAAUUACUGACGUCAAUAUUGAAUAAAAUAUUAUCUUUAUUAAUAUUAUAAUUUUAAAUACAGUGCUAAUAAUUUCAUAUAGGCCUAUCAAUGUCGAAAUUAUAGUUAAUGUUUAAAAGAGCAUUCUUUUGUGAGCUAAAUGUGUCAAAUAAAUUAAUGUAAUCGAUUACAGAUUCCACAAA
Anneissia japonica is the source of this 1622-nucleotide messenger RNA. RefSeq lists its product as uncharacterized. NCBI's taxonomy places the organism in Eukaryota, Metazoa, Echinodermata, Crinoidea, Comatulida, Comatulidae. Bases 189 to 1058 code for a protein of 289 amino acids. The record is from RefSeq and is a predicted model, not a curated record. The transcript is spliced from 4 exons.